AUGGAUGCAGCUGAUGACCGGGAAGUUAAGCUCCAGCGAGCAUCGGGGGACCUUGUCAAGGAGUUCUUGGAUAAGCUGCCUUCUUUGCUGUGGAAACCACAAAAUGCUCAGAAACACGCCCAAGUCCCCCGGAGAUGGACCUUGGCCUCGAAAACAGAGCGGCUCGUCAACCUUUUGGAGCCGUUUCAGGAAUGGCCGCAGUUGCUUGACCCGCACCUGCAAUCACUUUUGCCUCCGCUUGUCGAUGCUCUGUUGGCCUACUUACUAACCCACCGGGGCCAAUAUGCUAGUGCAAAGGCCAAGCAGCAGUCAAAGGCCCUGUACCCCCUACCGAGGGCUGUUUGCAGGCUUCUCUAUACCUUUUGUAAGGUUCGAGGUGUUAAGGUCAUCAGUAGGUUCCUGAACAAUGAGCCAAAAUAUUUUGAUCCUCUGCUACGGGCCUUCAUUGAUUGGGACGCCGCUCAACCGGAUGACGCUUCUGAAGACAUACCGCGUCGGCUUGUCUGGGAAGAGCGCUAUGUGCUGCUCAUUUGGCUCUCGCACUUAUUGCUGGCCCCGUUCGAUCUGUCUUCCAUGUCGUCCAAUGAUAUGCCGGUGCCAAAUCAGGACAAUGAAUUGGUCAGAAGUUUGUCGCCAGAAACGCCAGCAGUAGCCAGAUCACUUCUCUCCGUAGCUUUGACAUAUGUCAAUGUGGCGGGCAAGGAGCGUGAAGCUGCGACGAUGCUUCUCGCGCGACUUGCUCUGCGUCGGGAUAUGCAAGCCUUGGGCCUCUUGAAAAGCCUCACCUACUGGGCAUUCACUGUUAUUCAUCCACCUGCGGGUACAGAGCCGUCUGCUGUUUACGCAUACCUCGGAGUGCUAUCUUUCCUUGCGCGUUUGACUGGAUCCGGCCAAGCUGAGGACCUUGCGCCACUCGUUGUUCCUUUGUUUCAGCAGAUUAUGCGUCUUGUACAAGGUGAUACCCAAGUCUCAAAAAUUAUUUUGUCGUCUGCUCUAGCUCGAAAAACUAUGAUCAAGAUCGUUCGGUCGAUCACUGUCAUGGCGCUUUCGCUUAGCGAGAGAAGCAGCAGUCCACUAUCCGAUGACCAAGUGUCCUAUACUUUGGAGGAAACCAUAAAUCAUUGCUUAAAUGCUCUGGCAGACAAGGAUACGCCUAUACGGUUCGCCGCAAGCAAGUCACUGAGUAUAGUGACCUUGAAAUUGGACCCGGACAUGGCAACAGAGGUCAUUGAAGCGGUUACUGGAUCACUUGAGGAGAAUAUUUUAUACGAGACAAGACAGGGUAAGAUUAUCACGCCGUCUGAGGCAAGGCGAGUCGGAACAAGCACACUGAAGCGGAAUCUAAGCGCGGUCGACGCUCAGAGAUGGCAGGGUUUGAUUCUCACUCUAGGCCAUUUGCUAUUUCGGCACGCGCCCCCAGCUCAGCAGCUGCCUAAUGUACUGCAGCCGCUUGUGUCGGGGCUGGACUUUGAGCAAAGAUCUUCAACUGGUACCUCCGUCGGAACUGGAGUUCGAGAUGCCGCGUGCUUUGGUAUAUGGGCGAUAUCACGGAAAUAUACAACUCAAGAACUCCUUGCAAUAAAUCGGCAGGCAAUCCAUUCGUCUGUCGCUCAGGAUGAGGUGAGCAUUCUUCAGAUGCUUGCUAUUGAGCUUGUCUGUGCUGCGUGUGUGGACCCAUCUAGCAAUAUCCGAAGGGGUGCUUCUGCUGCGCUGCAGGAGCUCAUCGGUCGUCACCCAAAUACCAUCGUGGAGGGCAUAUCACUUGUACAGGCAGUGGAUUAUCAUUCGGUAGCACGACGUUCAAGGGCUAUGGUCGAUGUUGCAAAGGCAACUGUUGCUCUUAGUUCCCUGUACUGGAGUCCCCUUGUCGAGUCUUUAAUGCAAUGGAGGGGCAUUGGGUCAGCCGACGCUGAGUCUAGAAGGCACGCAGCAAGGGCACUUGGACUUCUGAGUACUCAAAAAGCCAACAAGUCCGUGCUCAUCGUCCUUCAAAAACUAUGGGUCAAACUCCAUAGUAUUCCUCGCAGUGAUACUGAGACGCGUCACGGAUGUUUGCUUGCUAUAGCAUCCGUUAUAGAUGCCUUCAGGACUAUGGACACAGAAGGGCUUAAAGAAGCUAAAGAUGAUGCCCUUGAAGUGGCGAAGCAAAUAUCUAAGCUCUGGGAAAUUUUCAAUCUGCCUGUUGGGCCCAAAAAAGACGACUUGAUUCUUCAAGCUUCCCGCCCAGAGCUCACUGCCGAGGCAUCGUCGUGUCUGAUUUCGUCGCUUUCUCAAUCAUCAGCUCGCAUUGAAGAGCUUACAGGUUCCGUACCUCCGUCUGACCUACUCGGAGAAGCGUGCAGAACGCUUAUGCUCUGCCUCUCGCGGAGUGAUGAAAUCUCAAUAGAGGCAUCGUCAGAAGCAAUCUCGCAGCUAUGGCUCCUUCUACCGUCCACAAAAAAGGCUGAAAUCUUGCAGACAUGGUUCUCACAUAUUCGUGUAACUCGAAACUUGCCGACAGGUCGUGGUCAAAUCUCUUCUCUAGGUUCAAUCUUUACCAAACUUACUGCUACCGACCUUACCCGAUGGUCUGUCAUUGAAGAGCUGAUUUGUUGUGCUGAGAAAGAAGAAUUGAUUGAGAAACGAGUAGCGGCCAUCAAGAGCUUCACUAUUGGAGUUCUGCCCCACAUAGAUGUGACUGAGAAUAUAGCUCAGAGUCUCGUUGGUUUCCUGAAUGAUUAUACAACCGAUAGGCGUGGUGAUAUUGGGUCAUUGGUUAGAUUGGAAGGCAUUCAGGCAGCAAAAGUCGUUCUUCAGAGAAAGACCAGCGUUACGAAUCCAUGCCACAUUCAGGACAUUGUCGGUUGCCUCUGCCGUCUUGCAGCAGAGAAACUGGAUAAGGUUCGUUUUGAAGCCUGGCUUUGUCUCCAAAUUUUCUGGGAGACUGCCAGUAACUUCCCGUCGUUGUCAAGGCGAUAUGAACACUUUAGUCAAGUAUCCACAACCGAGUACUUCGCUCAACUACUAGAACUACAGGCGAUAGAUUGGCUGCGACUGCCCCUAUUCCAAGGCAUGGCUACCUCCGCUGUGGCAGGGGCCGAGGGCCUCAUACGUUCCACGCGUUCAGCGUUGAUACAAUAUAUCAAUAACCAUCCGGCAGAACGACACCCAGAGAUAGCGAAUGCUAUUAUUGACGACUUACUUCUGGCCUUGAGCGAAAAACUCACCGAUGAACGCUACGCAAUACCAAUCCUGGAGACAGUGGCAUUUUUGCUAGAUGGCUAUGUAGCUCUGAGAAAGCUGUUCGUCCUAGUUCAGAAAGCCCAUUUCAAAACUUCGAGUAUAGCCAAGCUUGAGGCUGCCAUUCGAGCAUAUGCACCUCUCUCGAGACUCGACCAGGUACGAGCUGGCGUCUUGAAGAAGCUUACAGGAAUGCUUCUGCAUCCGUUCCCAAGGGUCCGAGCCACGACAGCCGAAUAUCUUUUCAUGGAAACAGAGCUCGAACUACUAAAACUGGAAGACUGGACUAAUCAGCCGUCGAAGCUGAAACCCAAAGUGGAGGAGUUAAGAGGGUUCCUGGCUUGUGAAUAA
This is a messenger RNA of Aspergillus nidulans FGSC A4, 3570 nucleotides long. RefSeq names its product tubulin-specific chaperone D. The record is from RefSeq and is a predicted model, not a curated record. NCBI's taxonomy places the organism in Eukaryota, Fungi, Ascomycota, Eurotiomycetes, Eurotiales, Aspergillaceae. Bases 1 to 3570 code for a protein of 1189 amino acids. Gene Ontology annotation, molecular function: beta-tubulin binding; GTPase activator activity. The transcript is spliced from 6 exons. Gene Ontology annotation, biological process: post-chaperonin tubulin folding pathway; tubulin complex assembly.